AUGAAAUUGUUAUCCAAGGUAUUUGUUACUGCUUUGGGUCUUACUUCAAUUGUCAAUGCCGCUCCAACAAGUAGUAGUAGUGCAGAAGAAGCCCAAAAAACUGUUCCUGUUGAACUUAGUAUCGGUGUCAAACAACUUCCUAACAUUCACAAUGAUUCAGCUGUCGAUGCUAAUGCUGUUGCUAAAGGUUAUUCUUUGGUAAAUGUUUCUUUAACUGCUAGAGGUUUAACUGGUAUUUUGAAACUUAAAGAAGCUACAAACAUUUAUGGUUACGACUUUGAAUACUUGAAUUUGUCAGUUGAAUACCAAAGUGAUACAAGAUUAAAUGUUCAUAUAGAACCUACUGAUUUGACUGAUGUUUUUGUUUUGCCAGAAGAACUUGUUGUUAAACCAAAACUUGAAGGUGAUGCUAAAACUUUUAAUUUUGAAAACUCCGACUUGGUUUUUGAAUAUGAUGAAGAAGAUUUUGGAUUUGAAGUUUUAAGAAGCUCUACUCGUGAAGUAUUGUUCUCCACUAAAGGUAAUCCAUUGGUUUUCUCCAAUCAAUUCAUUCAAUUCAAUACUACUUUACCAAAAGGUCACUCAAUUACUGGAUUAGGCGAAUCCAUUCAUGGAUCUUUGAAUGAACCAGGUGUUGUCAAAACAUUGUAUGCCAAUGAUAUUGCUGAUCCAAUUGACGGUAACAUUUAUGGUGUACAUCCAGUGUACUACGACCAAAGAUAUAACACAAACACUACACAUGCUGUUUAUUGGAGAACUUCAGCUAUUCAAGAAGUUGUCGUUGGUGAGACUUCUCUCACAUGGCGUGCUCUUUCUGGUGUCAUUGAUCUUUAUUUCUUUAGUGGUCCAGAUCCAAAAGAUGUUAUCCAACAAUAUGUUUCUGAAAUUGGUUUACCUGCUAUGCAACCAUACUGGGCAUUGGGUUACCAUCAAUGUAGAUGGGGUUACGACACUGUUGAAUCACUUGAAACUGUUGUUGAAAAUUUCAAAAAAUUUGAUAUUCCUUUGGAAACCAUUUGGUCAGAUAUUGAUUACAUGGAUGGAUACAAAGAUUUCACCAAUGAUCCAUACAGAUUCCCAACAGAUAAAUUUAGAAAAUUUUUAGAUGAUCUUCACAAUAACAGUCAACAUUAUGUUCCUAUAUUUGAUGCUGCAAUUUAUGUUCCUAACCCAAACAAUGCCACUGAUAAUGAUUAUGAACCAUUCCACUUGGGUAAUGAAUCAGACGUGUUCUUGAAAAAUCCAGAUGGAUCAUUAUAUAUUGGUGCAGUAUGGCCAGGAUACACUGUAUUCCCAGACUUUUUAGCCAACAAUACUCAAGAAUAUUGGAACAAAAUGUUUAAAGAUUGGUAUGAGAGAAUUCCAUUUGAUGGUAUUUGGACAGAUAUGAAUGAAGUCAGUUCCUUCUGUGUUGGUUCAUGUGGUACCGGUAGAUAUUUCGAUAACCCAGUUCAUCCACCAUUUGAAGUUGGAUAUUCUGGUUCUGAUUAUCCAUUAGGUUUUGAUAAAUCGAAUGCAUCUGAAUGGAAAUCAAUUUCUGAAGCAGCAGCAGCUACUAAAACAACCACCACAACAUCAUCUUCAACUUCGACAUCAAUUGAUGGUAAGAACACUUUAGCUCCAGGUAAAGGUAAUAUCAACUAUCCACCAUACGCAAUCAAUAACAACCAAGGUGAUCACGACCUUGCCACACAUGCAAUUUCACCAAAUGCUACUCAUGCCGAUGGGACUGUUGAAUACGAUAUUCAUAAUAUAUAUGGUCUCAUUCAAGAACGUGCCAUUUACGAAGCAUUAUUGGAAAUUCAUCCUAACAAGAGACCAUUUAUUAUUGGACGUUCAUCAUUUGCUGGAUCUGGUAAAUACAUGGGUCAUUGGGGAGGUGAUAACUAUGCUGACUAUUAUAUGAUGUACUUUUCUAUUCCUCAAGCUUUAUCAAUGGGUCUUUCUGGUAUCCCAUUCUUUGGUGUGGAUGCAUGUGGGUUCAAUGGUAACACUGAUAUGGAGUUAUGUUCUAGAUGGAUGCAAUUGGCUUCAUUCUUCCCAUUCUACAGAAACCAUAAUGUUUUGGGUGCUAUUCCACAAGAGCCAUAUGUCUGGGAAGGUGUUAUGAACGCAACUAAGACAUCCAUUAAUGUCAGAUAUUCUUUGUUGCCAUACUAUUACACUUUGUUACACGAAUCACACGUUACUGGUAUUCCAAUUAUGCGUGCUUUCAACUGGCAAUUCCCUUACAGCAAAGAAUUGGCCGGCGUUGAUACUCAAUUUUUCGUUGGUGAUGCAUUAUUGGUUACACCAGUUUUAGAACCAGGUGUCAACCAUACUAAAGGUGUUUUCCCAGGUGAGAAUGCUGUGUACUAUGAUUUCUACACUCAUAAGAAACAAAAAUUCACUGCUGGCAAGAACGAAACUUUGGCUGCUCCUUUGGGUCACAUUCCAUUACACAUUAAAGGUGGUAACAUCAUUCCAACUCAAGAACCAGGUUAUACUACCACUGAGUCAAGAAAGAAUCCAUUUGGAUUGUUGGUUGCCUUGGAUGCUGAAGGUACUGCUUCUGGUAAAUUGUAUCUCGAUGAUGGUGAAUCCGUAGAUGUUGAAGAAGCAUUAUAUGUUGACUUUGUUGCAUCCAAGAAUAAAUUGGUGGCAUCUGUUUUCGGUGAAUAUGAAGUUCGUCAACCAUUGGCCAAUGUUACAAUUUUGGGAGUUGAUUCUGAACCUAAGAAGGUUUUGUUUAACAACGAAACAGUAAGCCACAACUACGAAAAUGGUGCUGUGUAUCUUACUGAUUUAGAAAAAUUCACCAAAGAAGGUGCCUUUGCUGAAGAAUUUAGUAUUCAAUGGUAA
Molecule: messenger RNA, 2841 nt
Organism: Candida albicans SC5314
Lineage: Eukaryota; Fungi; Ascomycota; Pichiomycetes; Serinales; Debaryomycetaceae
Gene: GCA1
Product: Gca1p
Exons: 1
Coding region: 1-2841 (946 amino acids)
Biological process (GO): carbohydrate metabolic process
Molecular function (GO): carbohydrate binding; hydrolase activity, hydrolyzing O-glycosyl compounds
Source: RefSeq, a predicted model, not a curated record